Thlaspi arvense is the source of this 1122-nucleotide messenger RNA. Lineage: Eukaryota; Viridiplantae; Streptophyta; Magnoliopsida; Brassicales; Brassicaceae. The record is from the annotation of a GenBank genome assembly.
AUGAGGCUUGAUUUAUCUGCCAAGCUUCGGCAAGUUCUUGGCCACGCCAAGGAUCAUGCAUCUAUUGGCAGAGCUAUUGCACAAAACUACAAUGAAAAGGGCUUUUUUGACAUUGAAGUGGCAGUGGUUCGAGCCACUAGCCAUGAUGAUUGUCCUGUCGAUGACAAAACCAUGCACGAGAUACUCUUCCUUGUCUCCAACACUCCCGGAGCGAUUCCUUUUCUUGCUGAACAGAUCUCACGCCGUUUAGCCAAGACAAGAGACUGCUUAGUCGCCGGUAAAACUCUGUUACUCAUUCACCGUCUCUUGCGCAGUAGCAGCCGCUGCAUCGAGCAGCAACUCCAUAUCGCACACACCUCUGGUCAUCUCCAAAUAGGUUGUUGCUGGUUCAUGAUGAGCCAGGACCAUCCAUCUUUUGCUUUUCUGCAGAACUAUGUAGGUUAUCUCCAAGAAAGAGUUGGAUGGAUCAUCAACCAAGCUGGUAAGCUCGAGCCUGUAAUGUCUGGUGGUACAAAGUUUAGCCGGUACAAAGAGAAAUCAAUGGAUCUCGUGUUCCACAUCUUACCAAAGUGCCAAGAGUUCAUUGCGAAGGUGUUGAAGUGUUCACCGGUUGAUGCAUGGCCUAUCGAUAACCUAGUCCAAGCAGCUACAGGCAACAUAUUGAAAGAAAGUUUCCAAGUCUACAUGACGUAUUCUGACGGUGUAGCCGCGCUGAGUAACAUGCUCUUCGAUCUUUCAAGACCCGCAAGAGAUUUAGCUUGCGGAAUGUUGAGAAAAGCUUCUCAACAGAUUCAAGAUCUCGAAGUCCUGUAUGAAAAGUGUAGAGGAUUCUCCGGGAUGAAGAGCUUGGAUUACCCAUCUUUGCAGGCCAUCAACAUGGAUCAUGUAGUAGCACUAGAGGAAUGCUCUAGCUAUAAUGCUCCUGCAGGUUCUGUGUUGAAGAGUAGUGGAAGCAGAAGAGGUUGCUCUGUCUCCACUAACCUAAGAGACUGUGCUAGUUUCUCAUCUAUCACUCCUUUCUCGUUUCCAGUGGAGACUAAAAUCAGCAUGGUAUGGGUUAUUUUUGACGAUGAAGAUGGUGAAACAUCAGACAAGUUAACAGAGAAAGCAUAUGAAUGUUGA